Plasmodium fragile is the source of this 1140-nucleotide messenger RNA. RefSeq lists its product as uncharacterized. NCBI's taxonomy places the organism in Eukaryota, Apicomplexa, Aconoidasida, Haemosporida, Plasmodiidae. Bases 1 to 1140 code for a protein of 379 amino acids. The record is from RefSeq and is a predicted model, not a curated record. The transcript is spliced from 4 exons.
AUGAGUUUUAGGAAAAAGCUAGACCAAAGGAGAAACUGCAAUGAAACCGUUUACGAGGCCUACGGAAAAAUUGAUCCACAUUUGAACCCGAAUGAAAAGAUAAUACAGGCGAAAAAUGACGUGGACGAAAAUUCGGCGAAGAAACUCCCCUUCUUUAUGAACAAGGCUAUGAAAAAUGAGAAGAAGUACCACUUCCUUAUGAACGUCAACGAGAGAGACGAAGACGUUGAAUUCGUGGCGAAGGCGAUGAGCACUUAUUUAAAUGUAGGCGAGGCGAUUAGAGUUCGAAUGGCACUCUUGUACUGCACGGAGCAGUACACCCUGUUUCGAAAUUAUUUGAUAGCCCUGAGGGAAAUGCUAAAGGGAGUUUUAGCCAUAAAAGUUACGAGGAAGGGAAAAAUAAAAAAAAAUAUAUUAAGAUUUAAUCGUGGACAUAUAUGCAUCAUGGCCAGUUGGUCAAGGAAAAUACUAAUGUAUGAUCAGAUAACCCAAAUUAAUAUUGGCAGUAGCUGUACCCCCGAAUUGAGAUUAUUUGAGAAAAAUUAUAAAGACACUUCCAACAGGCCCAAUUAUGUUGUUCUGAGGACUCUGUACAGGGACUACAGUUUUUUGUUUAUAACGGAUGAAAAAAUUUUAUUGAAACUUAAGAAUGAGUGUCCAUUAGUAAAAUUAAAAAAUCUUUUAAAAAAUUCAAAUGUUCAUGUGCAAAAUGAUAAUUUGGAGUUAAAUAAUUCCCUUAUGAAGAAAGUGAAUGAUAAUACCAUUUCUACAACAGAGGAAAACUAUGAAGACAUGAGGAAGAAACAGCAGGAGGAAAAUUGCGACGGGGCACGAGGUACAAGUAGUAAUCACGUGUUAUCUAAGGACAAAUUGCAGGACUUGAAUAAUGUGAGCCAAGGAUUUAAGUACUUUUUUUUGACUGUUCUUCGGAGCAUCAAAUCGAGGAGUGUUGAUAUGUACAAUGAAGAAAUCAAAGAGAUAAUUAAAAAAAAUAAUAUGAUUUUUUUUGAUAAGUACGAUUUUAAAAAUGAGAAAAUUAAUUGUUUUUUCCUUUUCUGUCAAAUACGGUUUGAUAUUUGUGGGCCGGAAAUCUGGUUUACGUCCAAAUUUGACGAGAUACUUUUCACGCACAUGAAUUAA